Messenger RNA from Protobothrops mucrosquamatus (brown spotted pit viper), 799 nucleotides. RefSeq names its product transcription termination factor 4, mitochondrial-like. The coding region runs from base 53 to 799 and encodes 248 amino acids. Gene Ontology annotation, molecular function: double-stranded DNA binding. The record is from RefSeq and is a predicted model, not a curated record. NCBI's taxonomy places the organism in Eukaryota, Metazoa, Chordata, Lepidosauria, Squamata, Viperidae. Gene Ontology annotation, biological process: regulation of DNA-templated transcription. The transcript has 3 exons.
CACCUUCCUCUUUCGUUUUCUCUACUUGCCCAAGCAGCGAAAGCUCCGAGAGAUGCUGAAUAUGAAAUUAGCAAUCCGCUAUUGGCGCAUUUUUGAGAAAUACAGCUUUCCCCCCUUUGCCUAUGACUAUAUCCAUUUACCUUCUGUCAGUGUACUACCAGUUACAUUUUGCUGGUCUCAUCAACACCUAGAUUGCAGAUUGAUUAGUACCAGAUCUUUUGUACAAAGCAAAAAAGGUCUGCCCCCUUAUAGGUCAAAUUAUGAGUGCUCUCCAAAGCCCCAAGAAACUUUAAUUAAUACACCAGUAGAAGAAGUAAAAGCAAUUGAUGUGGACCAUUUGAAACUAGAAGAGGAGACAAAUGCUUAUGUUAACCUGGGAUUCAGUCCUGCUCAGAUAACACAGCUAUUUAGCUUGCAGCUGGAUGUACCAUUUCAGUCAAAAUUGACUGCAAUUUCAGAAUUACUCCUAUUGGGUUUAAGCAUAACCACAAUACUGAAGAUCUUAGAAAAGAAGCCUGAACUGCUGAAAAUGUCACCAAAACAUUUGAAGGAACGUGCAGAUCUUCUGAGGAGAUUUGGCUUAGAUGCAGGCAGCGUUAACCAUGUGGCAGUACAUUUUCCAAGUAUUUUUACAAUACCACCCAAGAGAAUCAAAGCCCUAGAGAAUCUCCUUAAAGAAAAAUGUCUCUUCACAAUGGCACAAGUAUCAAAAAUUCUACGAACAAGUCCAGAGCUCCUUUUAGAAGAGUUAAAUGAUGUAGAAUACAAAUUCCAGGUAUUUGCAGAACAACUUUGCUGA